Stegostoma tigrinum is the source of this 4395-nucleotide messenger RNA. RefSeq names its product palmitoyltransferase ZDHHC13-like. Gene Ontology annotation, biological process: protein palmitoylation. Gene Ontology annotation, molecular function: protein binding; palmitoyltransferase activity. The transcript is spliced from 17 exons. Gene Ontology annotation, cellular component: Golgi membrane. The record is from RefSeq and is a predicted model, not a curated record. Bases 97 to 1986 code for a protein of 629 amino acids. NCBI's taxonomy places the organism in Eukaryota, Metazoa, Chordata, Chondrichthyes, Orectolobiformes, Stegostomatidae.
GCGCGAGAGGGCGGAGCAGGGUGGACGCAGGGGGCGAUGGAAACCGGCACACUGUCCCUCCGGAGCGUGGUGUAGCGGUGGGAGUGGGAUCUGGAGAUGGACGGCGUCCCUGAGUGUCACCUCAACUGUCCUCAUGACCACCAGAGGCCAUACAAGCAAGGAUCUCAUGGCGACGGCAGAGAAGAGCUGUUCAAUAACUCCAAUCAAGCCACAAGUCCAACUGAACAUCAGAGUGACCUGGCUUUUAUGGAAGACUGUAGCAACUGGGAUAUUGUAAAAGCUACCCAAUACGGAAUAAUUGAUAGAUGUAAAGAGUUAAUAGAAGCUGGUUAUGAUGUCAGACAGCCUGACAAAGAGAAUGUGACAUUGCUUCACUGGGCAGCCAUCAAUAACCGAAUCGAUCUAGUCAAAUACUAUGUUUCAAAAGGUGCCAUUGUGGACCAGCUAGGCGGAGAUUUAAAUUCAACACCCCUUCAUUGGGCGACCAGGCAAGGUCACUUGUCUAUGGUUGUAUUACUGAUGAAAUAUGGAGCAGACCCCUCCUUGGUUGACAGGGAAGGAUUUACCUGCCUUCACCUUGCAGUUCAAUUCCAGCACAUGCCUAUCGUAGCAUACCUUGUGGCAAAAGGUCAGGAUGUAGAUGCUCCUGAUAUGAAUGGACAAACCGCUUUAAUGAUGGCAGCAAGCAGAAUAAUAGGGCCUGAGCCAACCGGGUUCCUUGUAAAAUUAAAUGCUUCAGUAAAUGCUGUUGAUAAAGUGCACAGAAACACACCACUGCAUUGGGCUGUAAUGUCAGGAAAUGUGGCUGCACUGAGUGUACUUCUAGAUGCCGGUGCUAAUGUUGAACUUGUAAAUGCAAUGGGAGAAACUCCUCUGGGGUUAGCCCAGCAAAACCGAAAUCUUUGGAUCUUACGUUAUCUGCUUGAUGCAAGUAUUCAGCGAAAUAGAAGUCAUUUUGUGGUGAAGGUUCUCAAGAUCUUUGAAAAAUACAAGCUUCUCCUGUUGUUUUUGAUGGCAGUGGCAGUGAUAUGGGUGACUGGCUACAUAGCAGAUAUGGAAUCUGACUCGUGGCUUUUGAAGGGCAUAUUAUUUGUUUCUGCUUGGCUUGUAAUACAGCUUGUGAUAAGGCGUUUUAUAACCAUGCAGACGUACAGCUACUUCCCUUUGGCAUUCCUAUCAGCAUCGCUUUUUUGGAUGGUCAUCACGUGGUUUGUCCGGUACUUGCCUGAUAUGCCAGACUCAAGAUUUCAGAUUCCAUUUGCCCUCAGCAUUACAGGCUGCAUCUACUAUUUUUAUAAAACUUGGACAGUAGGCCCUGGUUACCUCCAGGUUUCAGAGCAAGAGAAAAACAGGACUGUUGUGGCACUUGCAGAAACUGACUGCCUGGAUCCAAGGGCCUUCUGUACCAGAUGUCUUAUCCGCAAACCCCUCCGAUCCAAGCACUGUGUCGUUUGUGAUUGUUGUGUGGUAAAGUAUGAUCACCACUGCCUGUGGACUGCAAGGUGUAUCGGCGCAUUGAAUCAUCGGUAUUUUGUGAGCUUCCUGUUUUUCCUGUUUACAGUAGUUGUGUGGAUGGGCUAUGGAACUGUUGUGUACUGGUCCAUACACUGUUCGACUAGCUAUGAGAAGGAUGGACUGUGGAUAUUCCUGACCGAAAUAAUUUCAUGCUCUCCAUGGAUAAUAUGGAUUUUUCUUCUUGUGGUGUUCCAUUCUUCAUGGGUGACAUUCCUCUUAUUAAACCAGCUCUAUCAGAUUUUCUGCUUGGGCCUAACAACGAGUGAAAGGGUCACUCUGAUCAAAUGUGCACGCAAUGGUCGACACGGUGGACUUCAGCAAAAUCCAUUCAAUCUUGGCUGUUUCCGGAAUAUGGUGGAUUUCUUCCAGUGCCGCUGCUUUGGUCUAUUUAAGCCGAACCAAACUGACUGGACUCGACAGUACAACGUGGGGUUUGAACAACCACGAACAAGUGAAUUUCAGUUUGUUUGAGAAAUAUGAACAUUGUAACUGUUUGGUAAUGAAUUGUGUACGAAGCUUUUGUUUUGUGGUGGAGAGUAAACGCUGUAUUUCCGACUGUAGAAUUCUGAAGCAGGCAAUGUGUAUUUUCACUAUUUGGAACUGUGAUAUUUUAAAUGUGAACUUGACUUCAGUGCUAAACUUACUGAGAUGUCUUUGGUGGUCAAACAUUGGUCAAAUUCACACGUUUAUGAAAAAAAAUUGUUAAAAUCAAAUUCAUGCUUUAAAUUAUUAUAAAAAAACAUAUUUUUUGUCUUACAAUGUUUGUAGUUUCUUAUUAGGGACCAAAUGAUUGCUUUUAAUUCAAAGCUUGACCAGCUUAAUUGGUGAUUCAGGGUACCAACUGCGGUUGGACAGAUAUCUUCAUCUCAUCCUGUCCAGUCAAGUCUCCGUUUCUCCCUUUGGAUUUUUAUUUUUAAGUGAGCUAAUGUAUUUGAAGAAAAUUUGGGGGUGAUGGGGGAAAUAUUCCUUUUACUUUUCUCCUGACUUGCUCACGGCACUGUCCAGUAAAGAAGGUCUGUUGAUUCUAGAGAAAUUCUAGAUUAUUGGCCAAACAGUAAACACAUUUGAAAAUUUGCAGAUAUUUGUGAGUUCAUUUAGCUGUUGUUUAUUGAAGAUAUAUAUUUAACUGUUAUUAUUUGCCUUUACUUAUGUGAUCUGUUACACUCAUUCAGAAGUAAAGCUGAUUUAUUUUAGUAUACAAAGGUUAUAACCUUAACAGGAAAGGUAUAAAAUGCAAUGUGAAGUCCAGAUGUAUGGUCAUUAUCAACUGACUAACCACUUGAGGUUUUCUUUCUUAGUAAAUUAUGCGUUAUAGCAACAUUUUAUUUGGAACUAAUGUAGAUCUAGAGGUCAUGUUAUAAAAUAACAGUGUGUCUAUGAUCAACAAAAGCUUACACUUAUAUAGCAUGUACGUGCACUCUAACAUCCCAAGGCACUUCACAUGGGUGUUAUCAGGUAAAAUUUGCAUCUGAGCCAUUGAUUGUAGAAGAGGUGAUCAAAGGCUCAGUGAAAAGUCGUUUUAAGGUGUGUCUGAAAUCAGGAAGAUUGAGGGAGGCAAUGGUAUACCUUUGGGCCCAGUUAACGAAGGUGGGAACACAGGUGAUGGAAUGUUUACAUUUGUAUAGGAGCCUAUAGUUAAGGGAAUGUAGUGAUCUUGGAGGACUGUAGGAUUAUCUGGAAUAACAGCCUUGGAUCUUAAAUUUGUUUUGCAUAACUGAAGGCAUCAGACUGAGGUAAACAUACAGAAUUGUGAAACUCUACACCUCACUUUAAAUUAUAUCUAAAGGAUCUCUUGCCUAUAAAGAAGCUGUAUCCAAAGUGUAUUCAGUCAUGAUUUAUAUUUGUUAAUGACCAAAAUGAAGUUGCUGUCUGCAAAGGCUUCAAUAUUGACUGGCCCAAAUUUUUUGCAAACUUUACUUCAAGGAUGCCCAUCUGUGUUCAAUGAUUUUAUAUCCAUGUUUACUUGAUAACUACAAGGCUGUAACAGCAUUGCACUUUUGAGAUGCUGCACAACUGACUUAAUUAAAUUUAAAGCACUUUUUCUUCAAGGUAUGGAAAUGAUUUUCUGACAUUAAUUUGUAAUUGUCGAAAAGACUUAACACCAGGUUGAUAUGGGCAAGUUUCAUAGUUUGUACAUAGAAAUAAAUACAAUCUGAAAACUUUUUUUUUACGUUUAGCUGUUUAGUAAAACACUAAACUGUAGCUGCAUGCUAACCUUCUGCAAUUCAUCCAUUAGGACAUCCAGAUCUCUCUCUGAGCUCUGAAACCUCUCACUGUUUCAAUAAUAAGCUUUUUAACAAACUUUCUGCUAAAUUUACAACUCCACACACUGUCAGAGUUUUGUCUACUCAUUUAACUAAAACAGGAUAUUGAUUAAACUAAAACAAAGAAUUCAUCAACCUUAGUUUUGAAAAAUGAAAUUUUUGGCAAAACUGAGCGCACGUCUUGCAGCAUCUGUGGGGAGAGAAACAGAAUUAACAUUUCAAGUUAAUGUUUCAACUCUUCGUUAGAACUGAUAGAGCUCGGAAAAACUGAUAUUUGUACUGAAGGUGAGGGAGGAGCCAGAGAAAGCGAGAGGUGAGCGGAUAGAUUACGACAGUGUCUAGAAAAAGACGGGGGGGGAGAGAGAGAGAGAGAGAGAGAGAGAGAGAGAUAUGAGAAGGGUAGGUAAGCUGGAAAUUAUGGAUGGUAGGCCAGGACAGAAGGGAAGCUGUAUAAGUGAUACUGAGAGCUGAGGGUAGCAGAGAAUGGGUGGUCUGUGCUGAAAGCAAACCAUGUAAUGUGAUAAUAGGCUGACAGUGUGUGAAAAUGGGUUUCCUCUGCUCAAAGCAGCCCUUCAUAUAACUGGAUACGGGUGUGGGUGAUAAUGGGAACUGCAGA